Messenger RNA from Anguilla rostrata (American eel), 1819 nucleotides. Its product is annotated as vitamin K-dependent protein S-like. The transcript is spliced from 8 exons. The record is from RefSeq and is a predicted model, not a curated record. Bases 143 to 1393 code for a protein of 416 amino acids. Lineage: Eukaryota; Metazoa; Chordata; Actinopteri; Anguilliformes; Anguillidae.
UUAUAACCCCGGACCCGGUAUGAUCAUCAGUGCUUUUUUGGAGAGACGGCAAGUGCCCAAGACAGAACGGUGAACAGAUCCCAGGUUUGAAGACAGACAGGUAUCCGACAACCGGCCAUCAUUUUCUCACAAGGAAAGGAAAAUGAGGCUUGCAUUUACAGUAUGCUUGGCACAGCUGGCUGUGGAAUUCUGUGUUCUGGGAACUCUGGGAAUGACCUUGGAUAUGCUGAAGAUCAGCAAGGACACACCUCUGUGCUAUCCAUUUGAUGAGAAAAAGGUUCCCCAUACACUCUAUACCGGGAACAGCUCCAUGGGAAGUGUUCCCGUCCUGGAGUACAAGAUCUCAGAGUUAACCAGCUUUGACUCUGAGUUUGAGCUGCGUACGCUGGACCCUGAGGGCAUCAUCUUCCUAGGGGACAUUGGCGCCGUCACCAACUGGUUCCUCCUGGCGGUGCAGAAGGGGCACCUGAGCGUGCAGACCAGCCGCGGCAACGGCAGGGUCGUGGUGAACGCCGGCCCCCUCAUCAGCGAUGGCCAGUGGAAGAAGAUCGUGGUGGCGAAGCGGGAGACGGACGUGUCUGUGAGUGUGAACGGGGACCAGGUCGUGUCUGUGCAGCAGUCCCCGGAGAGCCGCGAUGCUGAGCUCGGAGACGGACUCCUCCGGAUCGCCAUCGGGGCCUCCUUGCCAAACAGCAUUCCAAUUGGGAUCAGAGGGGCUCUGGACGCCUGCAUGCGGAGCUGGGACUGGGUGAAGCAGGACUCCAGUGCGCUGCUCCAGCACUCCCACACCCAGGGGUGCUGGGAGAACAUCGUCCCCGGCUCCUUCUUCCCAGGAAACGGGCAUGUGGGCUUCCUGCCAGAGACGUUUGGGAAUGUGACGGCAGAGGGAGAGGGUAGCACCUGGGUGCUCUCGAUGGAGCUGGCCUUCCGCCCUGUGGAGGACACUGGAGUGCUUUUUGCCGUUGUGGACCCUCACAGAAAUGUCUCCUUCUCCCUGUCCCUGUACCAGCACACAAAGGACCUGGUGCUCCAUCUGAAGGACCAGGUGUUUGGCUCGAGCAGCGCCCCGCCCUCUCUGUGCUCGGGCGAGAGCCAGUUCCUGCAGCUGCAGGUGAGGGCGGGCCAGGUGAUGACGGAGUUGGGGGGGGACAAGGUCACACGGAAGCUGGAGGAGCAGGACUUCCACUUCCUGAGGGCUGUGUGGAGGCAGCCUGGGACCAUGGUGUACCUGGGAGGUCUGCCUGUUAUUUCCACAGAGGGAAGCUCCUCCUUCCACGGCUGCCUGCAGGCGAAGAUCCAGGGUGUGGAUGUGGAUCUGGACCUGGCGCAAGUCAAGAGUGGGGACAUUCGCUCUUACAGCUGCCCCUCUGCCCUGGACAUCCAGGGGAAAUGAGGGACAGUCAGUCCAAGCUUCUGAUACACGGUGCAUGUGCACACUCAUACACACAUUGCACAUACACACACACAAACACGGAUGCUUAACAUUAGCACACGCAAUAUACACAUAACACUCACCCAUGCACAAACAGACUCACACAUAAUGUGCACCACAUAAUGUGUACACAAUAUACACACACACACACACACACAUACAAUGUACCCACAGCCCAGUCCACACAGUACUCUGUUACACACACCCACACACACUUUCAACACAGCACUAUAUCUUGUGGUUUGUUAUAACCUUUAAAUAUUACAAAGUGAAUAAAUUAGGUCUCAGACACAGCAGCGAGCACAUUAGUGCACCACAGGCAUAGAGAGUGUGUGUGGAUUUUUCCAUUUUUUAUAACCCAUAAACGCAGAAAAUAUGUUUUUACAA